AAAGACUAAAGUCACACUAAUAAAAAAAAAAAUUUUGACAGCUCUGAGCUCACCAUCAGAACAGGGUAAUAUAAUAUGUUCUGUGAUCAACUCUAUGCCAUCAACAGCUGACACUUUGUUAUUGUUUACGAAAUUCUUGGUUGUUUUGAUCACAGAACUAUAACGAGAUAGAAGGAAAGAGUGUAUGUACCUCGCGUGCCGAAAGGGCGAUUUAACAUCGUGUUCGGUGUUGCUCAAUCCGCUCUCGACCGCUCUCCGUGUGUGACGUGUGACUAAUGCAAACAGAAAAUGGCCCCGUGCUCGAUAAUUAACUGUGCAAACACCACCAAAAAAGUUGAAGGUGUCAAUGAAAAUAUUUCCUUUCACCGUUUUCCGAAAGAUCCUCUCGUGAAAAAUAAAUGGAUUGAAGCAACGGGUCGUAAAAACUGGUUUCCUACGAAACACAGCCGUAUUUGUUCCAUACAUUUUCACGAAGAUUCGUUUACUGGCUCAUCAAAGUUUCGGCGAAUAAUCCAUACAGCUUAUCCGACUAUAGAUGUAGUGAUAAUGUCAAAUAAUGAAAAGGAUGGUAACUCAACCAACACAGAAGAAGAAAAUAAUAAUGGUCAGUCACAUAAAAGAAAAAAUAAAAGACCAUUAACACCAAGAGAAAAAAGAUUAUAUGAUUUAGUAAAACACCAAAGAUUGGUAAUAAAAAGAUUUAGGGAACAGAAUAGACGCAAAGCUAAAAGGAUUGAAGAUUUGGAAACUAUAAUAAAUUAUUUAGAAGGGCAAAUUAAAGAUAAAAACCUUCUUCCUGAUUGAAUGUGAAUUAUAAUUAUUAAUGAUUUAAGGAAAUUUCUUGGUUGUUACUUGUGUCCCUUUCAUUAAAUGUCUUUAAAUUUAUUGUACAUAUUUGAAAGUAGUUUUAAAGACAUAUACAGUGGGAGAACGUCGCGAACUGGAAACUCAGGGACUUAAAAUAAUUGUGAUUUGUGACGAUUCUAUAAGCGAAGAGAAUUAAGUUGUUACUAAUAGAUGGCACUGCAAGGUAAUACUUUUAAUGACGUCUUAUAGC
Molecule: messenger RNA, 1057 nt
Organism: Colias croceus (clouded yellow)
Lineage: Eukaryota; Metazoa; Arthropoda; Insecta; Lepidoptera; Pieridae
Product: THAP domain-containing protein 2-like
Exons: 3
Coding region: 289-804 (171 amino acids)
Molecular function (GO): sequence-specific DNA binding
Source: RefSeq, a predicted model, not a curated record